Fragaria vesca subsp. vesca is the source of this 1155-nucleotide messenger RNA. RefSeq names its product thermospermine synthase ACAULIS5-like. Gene Ontology annotation, biological process: polyamine biosynthetic process. Lineage: Eukaryota; Viridiplantae; Streptophyta; Magnoliopsida; Rosales; Rosaceae. The coding region runs from base 4 to 1050 and encodes 348 amino acids. The transcript is spliced from 10 exons. Gene Ontology annotation, molecular function: thermospermine synthase activity. The record is from RefSeq and is a predicted model, not a curated record.
ACAAUGGGAGAGGCUGUUGAGUUUUACCAUCUAAACGGUUUCUUGUCAUCAAAAUUUGAUCGUCAGGACGAAGUGCUCAUCAACAGUAACGUUAUCGGUAACAUUAACCAUGAAGAUAUAGAUGGUUCAGGCAGCUGGUACGAAGAGACCAUUGACGAUGAUCUGAAAUGGUCAUUUGCUCUUAAUGGUGUGCUGCACAAGGGGGUGAGCGAGUUUCAGGAGAUAGCUUUGUUGGAUACCAAGCGUUUUGGCAAGGUACUGGUGAUUGAUGGGAAGAUGCAGAGUGCAGAAGUGGACGAGUUUAUAUAUCAUGAAUGCUUAAUACAUCCUGCCCUUUUAUCUCACCCAAAGCCUAACAAUGUGUUCAUUAUGGGAGGUGGGGAAGGUUCAGCAGCAAGAGAAGCCCUUAAGCACAAAUUACUUGAAAAAGUGGUUAUGUGUGAUAUAGAUCAGGAGGUGGUUGAUUUCUGUCGCAGGCAUUUGACAGUGAACAAGGAGGCCUUUGCUCACAAUAAGCUUAACCUUGUUAUCAAUGAUGCCAAGGCUGAAUUGGAUAAGAGCUGCGAAAAAUUCGAUAUCAUAGUGGGAGAUUUAGCAGACCCAGUUGAAGGAGGGCCUUGCUAUCAGCUUUACACAAAAUCCUUCUAUGAGAAAGUUCUCAAACCCAAGCUUAAUCAUGGUGGCAUUUUUGUGACCCAGGCUGGACCAGCAGGCAUUUUCACCCACAAAGAGGUCUUCACCUCUAUAUUCAACACCAUCAAACAGGUCUUCAAGUACGUUGUUGUUUAUGCAGCUCAUGUACCUUCUUUUGCCGAUACAUGGGGAUGGGUCAUGGCCUCGGAUGAACCUUUCUCUAUGAAUGCUGAGAAAAUGGACAAAAGGAUCGAGGAAAGAAUUGACGGGGAGUUGAACUACUUGAAUGGUGCUCUGUUCAUGUCCUCUGCAACCAUGAACAAAACUGUUUCUUCAUCGUUACUGAACGAAACUCAUGUCUAUACUGAGGAAGAUGCAAGGUUUAUUCAUGGACAUGGGGUCGCUUACCGCAACUAGUUGCGAUCUCAAGAGUCUACACAGGUUGGGGGAAUUUCUGUACAGCAAACAGAAUUGCAGAAUGCAUGGAAACUACUUAAACAGUCAUUAAUUUUGUCUACCAAA